AUGACCAUCAAUCCUGAUCAGAAUGGAGCAAAGGGGCCAAGAAAGAAAUUACCCCACACCAUUGAGUCAGUCACACAAGUUGCCAAGCCCCUUCUCACGAUGCAGAGGUUCUUGAACUGGGUGUUGCCAGUCUCCUAUAGCCGGUUCCUGAGGCGCCGGCCAGGCGAGUUUCCUGUCACUGCUUUCCUGCUGGGAGCAGGCAUUGGUGGGCUCCUUACUAUAGGGUUCUUUCAGCUCCUGGUGAACCCCAUGAACAUCUAUGAAGAUCAGAAGAUAAUGAUGCUGUACAGUUUGGUGGGCUUAGGGGCCAUAGGAUGGGGGACCUCCCCUCACAUCCGCUGUGCCAGCCUCCUGAUAAUACCCAAGAUGCUGGGCAAAGAGGGCAGGCUCUUUGUGCUGGGAUACGCCAUGGCCGCUAUCUAUGAAGGGCCAGUGACCAACCUGCGUUACAACCUCAACGAAGUGAUAGCAUCGCUAGGCUGUACUGUGGAGCUGCAAAUCAACAACACCCGAGCGGCCUGGCGUACCUCCACAGCCCCCCUGCGGGCAUUGUUCAAUGACCUGCUGGAGAGCAAAGACUCGUUGGAAGUUGAGACUUUUAACAUCUCCAACUCCUUUGAGGACCUGGAUGCCCAGGUGAAGAGUGAGGCUGGCUUCUAUCCAGAGGAUGCCAUAGACUCAAAGGAGACAGCCAAAUUCAUGAAGAUCCGCCAGGUCCCAGUCUCCCGAUAUUCACUCUCCACACAGAAGAUGUUUGAGAUGAAGACCAAGCUGCGUUGCUCCUAUGUGGUGAACAAGGCCAUGUUCAGCUGCCAACGCUGGUUUGACAGAAAGCAUGAGCAAUGUAUGCAACGCAUCUGGGUCCCACUCCUCAACCACCUGCUCUGCCUCCCCAUGAAGUUCAAGUUCCUCUGUAGCAUCACCAAGGUAAUGGAAGUCUGGUGUCGUAACCGCAUCCCAGUGGAAGGCAACUUUGGACAGACCUACGACUCCCUCAACCAGUCUGUUCAUACACUGACUGGGGAAUUUUCAGCCAAUAUUAACCUAAAGCAAGAGAAGCAGGCUGGAGUGCUGGGCCUCAACACCAGCUGGGAGCACGUGAGCACGGAGACUCGGAACUAUGUGCGCACACAGGAGGCCCGGCUGGAGUGGACCUUGGGGCUGUUUCAGGUGCUGCUCUCCUGCACCUUCCUGCUGGUCUUAUAUGCGUCAUUCUCCUACAUGGACAACUAUAACCAGGACAUUCGCUUUGACAACAUCUACAUCAGCACCUACUUCUGUCAGAUCGAUGAACGUAGGAAGACGCUAGGCAAACGAACUUUGCUGCCGCUCCGCAAAGCUGAGGAGAAAACGGUCAUCUUUCCCUGCAAGCCCCUGAUCCAGGCCUCAGAAAUGAAAAAUGUGGUAAGGGAGCUCCUGGAGUCGGUGCCUGUUCUGCUGCUAUAUCUGGUACUGUGUGGACUGGACUGGACUCUCUACUCCAUCUUCAACACCAUCCGCCACCACUCCUUCCUGCAGUACUCCUUCCGCAGCAGUCAUAAACUGGAGGUGAAGGUGGAAGGAGACUCUAUGCUUGCCCGGCUUCUUCGGAAAACCAUUGGGGCCCUGAAUACCUCCUCAGAGACUGCAGUGGAAUCCAACAACAUGCCCUGCCUGCCCCAACCGGAGAGCAUGGCUGCGAAGGACUACUUCAGGACUGCACUACCGAUCGGCCUGCUAGUGUGUCUCUGCCUGCUCCAGGCUUUUGGCUACCGGCUACGUAGGGUCAUCGCAGCCUUCUACUUCCCCAAGCGAGAGAAGAAGCGGAUCUUGUUCUUCUACAAUGACCUACUGAGGAAGAGAGCAGCUUUCACCAAGCUAAGGAGGGCCACCAUUGUGAGGAGGGCCCAAGAACAGAGGGCUCCACGCCACCACUUGGUUGACAUCUUGUACCGCCGCUGCCCCCUCCUGCGCCACUGGCUGCGUCGGCGAUGUGUGGUGUGCUUAGCACUUGAGACGCCCGAGUCCCACGUGUGCUCAACGCCGGGCUGCGAGACCGUGUACUGUCAGUCGUGUUGGGUCGACAUGCGGCAGCAAUGCCCAGUCUGCACACCCCGUGAGGAGCUCUCUUCCUCCGACUUCAGCGACAGUAACGACGAUGCUACCUACGCAGAGUGA
Molecule: messenger RNA, 2157 nt
Organism: Chrysochloris asiatica (Cape golden mole)
Lineage: Eukaryota; Metazoa; Chordata; Mammalia; Afrosoricida; Chrysochloridae
Gene: DCST1
Product: DC-STAMP domain containing 1
Exons: 16
Coding region: 1-2157 (718 amino acids)
Cellular component (GO): membrane
Source: RefSeq, a predicted model, not a curated record